Lolium rigidum is the source of this 1289-nucleotide messenger RNA. RefSeq names its product protein SRC2 homolog. The record is from RefSeq and is a predicted model, not a curated record. The transcript has a single exon. NCBI's taxonomy places the organism in Eukaryota, Viridiplantae, Streptophyta, Magnoliopsida, Poales, Poaceae. Gene Ontology annotation, biological process: defense response. Bases 79 to 1005 code for a protein of 308 amino acids.
CACCACACCUCACCGGAGAAGAAGGAGUUCGUCCGUCCUUGUUCAAAAAAGAAGUAGUUCCGUCUCUGUUCAAGGGCGAUGGGCUCCCGGUACGAGGUGGAGGUGACCGUCGCCUCCGCCCGGGACCUCAAGAACGUCAACUGGCGCAACGGCGACCUGAAGCCGUACGCGGUGCUCUGGGUCGACUCCGGCGCCGCCAGGGUGUCCACCCGCGUCGACCUCGACAACGGCGAGUGCCCGUCCUGGGACGAGAAGGUGCUCGUCCCGCUCCCGCCCUCCAGCCGCGUCCAGGACGCCGUCCUCUACGUCGACGUCGUCCACGCCAACGCCGCCGAGGGCGUCAAGCCGCUCGUCGGCUCCGCGCGCCUCCCGCUCCGCGACGUCGUCGACGACGCCGGCGUCGGGGGCAAGGCGUCCAGGAACCUGCGCCUGAAGCGGCCCUCGGGGAGGCCGCAAGGGAGGCUCGACGUCCGCGUCACCGUCAGGGAGCCGUCCAGGUACUACGAUGGUAACCAGGCUGGCUACCCGGCCCCGGCGGGUUACCCCCAGCCUGGCGGCGCCUACGGAUCCUCCCGCGACAUGUACGGCAGCGCCGCAGCCGGUGGAUACGGUGCCGGAGCUGGAGGCUACGGGGCCGCGUACGCCGCGGCGCCUCCUGCAGGGUACCCGGCGUACGGCGCCGCACAGCCGCCUCAGGCAGCGUACGGCUCUGCACCGGCUUACGGCGCCGCACCGCCGGUUCAGGCAGGGUAUGGAUCGGCUCAGCCGGCGUACGGCGCGAGCACGACGACAGCAUACGUUGAGCCAGCAAAGAAGAAGGGCAUGGGCAUGGGCGCCGGUCUGGCGGUGGGCGCGGCGGCGGGCGUGCUGGGCGGGCUGGCGCUGGCGGGCGGGGCAAGCUACCUGGAGGACAAGUUCGAGGAUCACGUGGCCGAGAGGGUCGAGGAGGACCAGUACGGCGGCGGCGGUGGAUACGACGACUACGGCGGCGACGAUGACUACUAGCCGUAGCCGUAGCUGAGGCCGAGAAAAUUCUGAAGAAGCUUCCUAUUCCGAAAGUGCGUCCACGUUCCAUCCAAGUCGUCUCGUUGCGUUCACCUGUUCGUGGCUGUGAAGAUCGAUUUUGUUUUGUUUUCUGUCCUUUUUCAGUUCGGCGUAAUGAAUUGAUGAUGAGUAUGAUCGUUCGAAGAAUUGAUACAUCUUGUGUGUCGAGUGACCGGUUCCAAAUUCAACUCUGUUCUGAUUAUAUGGGAUCAUGACAUACAAAUGAGGUUAUUGUCUGUUCACUA